UACAUAUUCCGUUAUACAUACAUAGUUUCAACAUAACCUCACUCCAAUAAGGUUGAUAAUAAACAUCACAAUCCUUGAAAGGUAAUAAUUUAUAGUAAAUAGCUGAACCCUUAUACAUCUUAUCAAACCAGAAGCAAUAGACGCUAAUAAAAACCUACAAUGUCAAAACCGAACAAAGAAACAAUUGUCGAACAGCCGACCAAAAAGUUCGAAGCUCCCCCAGCGGGUGUAGCAGAGACCAAUGAGAGUCGGAAAGUAGCUAGCGAAGAGAUUCUCCAUGCCGAGGCUUUCAAAACACUCAAAGCACACAUAUUCGAUGACAAGACUCUCACCGAUGCGGACAAACAGUUCUGUACAGAUGCUUGCCUUUUGAGAUACCUUCGAGCGCGAGACUACCACCUCGAACGCUCAGAAAAGCUGCUUAGGGGCACUCUCAAAUGGCGUAAAGAGUACUGGAAAAAUGGUGCUUUGGAUCCUAAUGGACCACUUGACAUAGAAGCCGGCACGGGCAAAGUACUGGUACAUGGACUGGAUCGGUAUAAACGUCCCGUUCUAUAUUUGAGACCGAGGUUACAGAAUACUACCAACUACGUAGAACAGAACCGCCUCACUGUAUAUAUGCUGGAGAGGUGUAUCGAGAGCAUGGACGCGAGCUAUGGAACUGAAAAAUUGACGCUGAUAAUAGACUUCAAAGAAUACUCUCUAAGAAAUGCACCGCCCAUGGCACAAAAUAAGGAAUUUAUGACUAUUCUUUCCGAGCACUAUCCUGAAAGACUAGGGGUGGCAAUUUUGGUGGAUGCUCCGAUGAUUUUCAAUAUGACAUACAAAUUACUACAGCCAUUUAUCCCGGCGGAAACUAAGAAAAAGGUUGUGUUCGUGAGCGGAUCUGCCAAACCAGGGCAAAAGAAACACGAAGUGUUGUCUAAGUACCUACAUAUGAAUGAUGUCCCUGCGGAAUACGGGGGAGAUGCCGUAUUUGAAUAUGAUCAUGAACACUACUGGUCACGGGAAUUGUCGCACUAUGACAGCAAACGAAUGUCACAAUCACCUCUGGGCAGCGAUUAAAACAUGGGUAUGAAUAAACCCAAAUCAAAUAGAUGAGGACAGUGUUCGUUCUGGUCGGCAGUUUGAUUGAGGUGUCGUUUACGUUGAAGACUUCGGAGCUCACGAAUGCCCAUUUCAAAUGUCUAGGCAUACAAGAGUUUGGAAUAAUAUAGCUGUUCUUAGACUAACUUCAAGGCACAUAGCCAU
Messenger RNA from Sphaeroforma arctica JP610, 1251 nucleotides. RefSeq lists its product as hypothetical. NCBI's taxonomy places the organism in Eukaryota, Ichthyosporea, Ichthyophonida. Gene Ontology annotation, molecular function: phosphatidylinositol transfer activity. The record is from RefSeq and is a predicted model, not a curated record. The transcript is spliced from 7 exons. Bases 160 to 1065 code for a protein of 301 amino acids.